Porites evermanni is the source of this 3703-nucleotide messenger RNA. The record is from the annotation of a GenBank genome assembly. Lineage: Eukaryota; Metazoa; Cnidaria; Anthozoa; Scleractinia; Poritidae.
AUGAUUUCAAUGUGGAGAACAGGCUUGGCAUAUUUGCGAUUGUCGAAUACACUCACAAGAGUCCAACAUCGUGGCUUGGGAACAGCAUCUUUCCUUCUUAACAAGUUGCUGAUGAAAAGUGUUGAACAUUCACCAGAACAGAAAAUGGUGAGCAUCACGUGGCAGAAUGGGACAUCAAACAGAUAUCCUUACAUCUAUCUACGAGACAACUGCCAGUGCACAGAAUGCUUCUUUGAAGAAUCUAGUCAACGCCUUCUUGAUAUUGUAAAGGAUGUGGACAUUAAUGUUCAACCGAACAAAGUUGAGAUUAGCGAUGACCAAAGUAAACUGUCAAUCAUUUGGCCUGAUGGUCAUAUCAGUCUUCUUGAUGCUGAGUGGCUUUUUCAAAAGCGUCUUUCAGAAGAAAAGGAAUCAGAAACUAAGAGCUGUGAAGAGGUGACAACAAGGAAAGUUACCCUUUGGGGUAGGGAAUUCAAAGAUCAUGUCCCUCAUAUGAAAUUUGAGGACAUUCUGAAUGAUGAGGAAGUACAAUUUAACUGGCUGAACAGUUUAUAUAGAUAUGGCAUUGCUCUUGUGACUGACACUCCUGUACAAGAAGGGCAACUAGAAAAACUGGGCAAUCUUGUGGGUUACUUGAGAAUGACAGCUUAUGGGUAAGCAAGGUUUAUGAUCACACAGUGUAUUUGUUCUUUGUUUUUGUCUUUUUCUAAAUCCGGGCGCCGAAAUAAUGCUAAAUCUGCUUUUCAAUACACUGUUAACAAUAACACCACAUAAUACGCAAAAAAGAAGAAGAAGAAAAGAAAGAACAAGGUAUGGACCUUUAAGACGAUAUUUGCGGUUGGUCACCCAUCCAGUUCUUAACCCCGACCAGCAGGGCUUAACUUGAGUGCCAUUACCAAACCGAGUUUCGCGAGGCUUAUUGCGAGAUACGUAUUUCUAGUAUUUCAGUCUUGAAUUUUAGAAGGACUCGUUGAAAAAUACUUGAAUUUUUUCACAAGUUGUUGAAUUUAGUCCUCAAUACUGAGGAUGUGGUAGAAAAGUGGAUACAAAAAAUGCCAUUUUGAUUUGGUUCAAAAACUGGAAGAAGGAAGCUGUUAUCCUGGGAUUAGCGUUGAACCACGAAACCUGGGCAACCCUAACCCUGAGCUGUCAUGUCUAAUAGAAAUGGACUGGGAGGGGUGGAUCUGGGGGGUUCUUGGGGCUUGUGUGAGCUUUCUCAGAUUCAUUUCCUCCUUCUUACCCUUAAUACACUUCCCCUCCUUACCCUAGAUACAGCGUCCGCAUCUUAUCCCAGAUACAUCUUUUGUCCUUGUCCAACUUAGGUACACUUCCCUUUUAAUUAAAAUUCUAGCCUGCGAACGGCAGAUGUUUCUCCUUGCUCAUCGCCGCUGAGGGACGUUUCACGAGGAGAAUCUUCCCAUUUUGAAUCCCUACUUACUCCAAAAAUCCGAAAAUGUUCGACCCCAUUCUAGUAAACUCUAUUGAAAAUGCGAACACAUUAUAGUCAAUCCAGUUGAGAAAAUGCGACCCCACAUCUUGUAAGGGAGUACCUCCCCGGAUUUUGACCCAAGAUACACUCCCAGUAAGACAUCCCUUUCUUUCUUCAGAUACACGAUGUUCCUAGCCCCUUCUUAACCCAAAUACCUUUCCCCUUAUUACCCUAGAUCUAUGUUCCCCUUGUUACCCCAGAAAUACUUCCCCUUCCUUACCCCACAUAAUCUUUCCAUUCCUUAACCCAAAUAUAUGUUCCUUGCCUCAAAUUCAAACUUUUUUUCUAUUUUUAAGGACAGAUCCAACCCAAUAAAAAAUCUUAGAUCCAUUGUGCCUUGUCAUUGUUCAGAAAUCCCUGAUAUGGUUUUGUGAAAUUAAUUUUUGCUGUUUUUCUUUUCCCAAGAAAGACAAUCUUGGUUUCUACACGUCUGAAGGCUAAUAGUGUUGCAUACACAAGCCAUACUUUGCCUCUUCACUCAGAUCUACCUUACUAUGAAUGCAAACCAGGGGUAAGCUAUAGAGAGCAUUGGACUAUAACAAGGCCCUAGCUGUUUGGGUAGCAUCAGAGCAAAUGAUGAAAAAUGACAUAAAGAUGGGUUGAUUAGCUGCAGCAGUGAGAAGGAUAAUCACAUAUAUAAUAUUAAAUGUCGAUGAGCUACAGGGACAUGGCUUCAGCUUGCUCCUGAAGUAAUACUAUAAUAGUUACUGUAUUAUUUUAAUGGUAUAUCCUUUUUGCACAUGUGCUACUUAUGAAAGGAAAGGCUAAAUUUUAAGAGGAUUACAAUUGUCAUGUCAUGCACUUCAUUAACUUCACUUUGUGGCAGGAUUAGCUCAGUUGUUAGAGCACUUGACUGCAGAGCGGAAGGCCACGGGGUUUCGAUUCCCAGGGCCGGACCAAUACUCAUGGUCUUAAAAUAAGUGAGAAAUGAAGGUACUCCCUUUGCCCUGCAAAUGACUAGACCUUCGCGUGGCUUGGAUGACCACGUAAAAUGGCCGUCCCAUCUCCCGUUGGAGAUGUAAAAAUAGUGUCCCCAAUUAGUACUUUCAUGCUAAAUACCUUGACACUCAAAUAAAGUGCUUUUUUUUAAACAUACAGAUACAACUCCUCUUUUGCUGGGAGCAAAUUCCAACUGAAGGGGGUGCAAACACACUGGUGGACUCAUUUCAUGUGGCUCAGCAACUAAAGAAAGAAGAUCCUCAUGCUUACAAUCUUCUUACCAAAACCCAUGUUCUUUUUCGCCAUAGUGGAGCAGAUAUACUUGGUGAAUAUGACUUUGAAGGUGCAAGGCCAUUGCUUGAGUAAGUUGGCUAUUUCAAACAUUUCAAUUUGCAUUUUAAAAAAGUUGAGAAAAAACCUGCCUUCAGCCAGUGGUUGUGGUAUACCUGUGGUAGACAAGAGACAGGACUGAUGUACAUUGUACCUCAAUGAAAAGGCUUUCACAGCUAGUACUUGAAAAGUCCUGUUAGAAGGUGGAAAAGAAUGAGCGCUUACCUCCCUCUAGGGGGUACUUGAUGGAAGUUUGAUGCUGUGGGUAGAGGUGUGCUGCUGAGGCCUUCAAACCUUGCCCCUGUUUGAAACAAAUAUUGCUCACUCACCUUCACCAACCUUCAUACUCUUUUUAAGACUUCCAGUCUGAAAAUACACCCUGUUCAAGACACUAAAUAGUGAAAUUGUAUACCCUGUUUAAGACUCUGGACUCUUAAAACCAUAUCUUAUUCAGCGUCACAUACCCAUAUAGGCCAAAUAAGUGAGUUAAGCCUCCCCUCCUGGGCUUAUCCUCUGUAAGAGAGAGUUGUGGCAUGUUAACUAAACCAAUCAAUUCACCUCUUUAGGGUGGAUCACCAUGGCAGGUUAUUACGCUGCAAUCAUAAUGAGGGAACAAGACAGUGUUUUCUGGGCGUGCCAGCAAGCAAAACUCAAGAGAUGUAUGAAGCUUACUUCUCUUUAACCAAACGACUAAAAGAUCCAAGAAACAUGUUUGUUCACAAGUUGUCUCCAGGGGAGAUAGUUGUGUUUGAUAAUGAUCGUGUCCUCCAUGGACGCACAGGUUACACUCUGACAGAGAAUGUAGGUAGAUGUUUGGAAUCAGCGUAUAUUGAUUGGGACGUGGCGAGAUCCAAGUUGAAUGUACUGGGUAAGAAACUGAACAAGGGUCCAGUGACAAGAAUGGACAGCACUCUUAGUGUAACACACCCAUGGACUGCAGCAUAA